This is a messenger RNA of Leucoraja erinaceus (little skate), 846 nucleotides long. RefSeq names its product mediator complex subunit 10 (gene med10). Gene Ontology annotation, biological process: positive regulation of transcription by RNA polymerase II. Gene Ontology annotation, cellular component: mediator complex; chromatin. Lineage: Eukaryota; Metazoa; Chordata; Chondrichthyes; Rajiformes; Rajidae. The record is from RefSeq and is a predicted model, not a curated record. The transcript has 4 exons. The coding region runs from base 51 to 458 and encodes 135 amino acids. Gene Ontology annotation, molecular function: transcription coregulator activity.
GGGGGCCUGAGCGCUGAGCUGCGGCUGCGCGGUGCGGCGGCGGCGGCGCCAUGGCGGACAAGUUCGACAGCUUGGAGGAGCAUCUGGAGAAAUUCAUCGAGAAUAUCCGGCAGCUCGGCAUCAUCGUCAGCGACUUCCAGCCCAGCAGCCAGGCCGGCCUCAAUCAGAAGCUAAAUUCUAUGAUUACGGGACUACAAGAUGUUGACAAAUGCCGACAACAGUUGCAUGAUAUUAAUGUGCCACUGGAAGUAUUUGAAUACAUUGAUCAAGGUCGAAAUCCUCAACUUUACACCAAAGAAUGCCUUGAGAGAGCCUUGGCCAAGAAUGAACAAGUCAAAGGGAAAAUUGACACCCUAAAGAAAUUCAAGGGUCUUUUGAUUCAUGAACUGAGUAAGGUUUUUCCUGAAGAGAUGUCCAAGUACCGAGCUAUCCGAUGUGAAGAUCAUCUGCCCACGUAGCUAGAUCCAAUGUGUUUUAUUUUGUGGAAAUAUAUUGUUUUUUUCCAUGGAACUAACCUAAUAGUGGCUAGCUUUUUGUAGCCUGAGGAAUUAUUCUUGACUGCUUUCAAGGAAUACAUUUGUUUCCUAUACAUGAAGCUCAACAGAAUAUCACGGAGAAAGAAGGAAAUGCCUUGUUAUGUUCUGUAUGCAUUACUGCUAACAUUGAAUGGAUUUAGUUGGUAUGUGUUUGAUAACAUAAAGGCAACAUCACAAUUAUAUGGGUGGAUAAAUUUAGUUAAAACUGAUUUUGAGAUACUUUUGUACCAGUAGACAUGAUGAGUUCAUUUUCUAUAUUGCUGGUCUGUUCAGCAAUUUUUGUAAUAAAAUAAGCUCUUUGCUACCAGAA